ACAGCGCGAGGCUCCGUGAGAGAGCGUGGGGAGAGAGCGCCAGGAGAGUGCGGGGGGAGCGCGAGUCGAGCCCCAAGGCUCGGGACUCAAGAAGAGGAGGAGGGGGGGCGACCCCCACAGAGUUCGCGGCCUCGCGGCUGCAGAAGCCACCGGGAGGGGAUAGCGGCCCCCGCGUCUCUCGCUUCCCCGGGCCAAGCGCAGGUCUCACAAUAACCCGUAGGUCUCGCGCGGAGCAGAGCCACGGCGGUCCAUCUCCGGCGGGGCAGCUCCCCCUUUCCUCUGUGCCGCCUCCUCCACGGCUGCGACCAUGUGGCACGAGGCGCGCAAGCAGGAGCGCAAGCUGCGGGGCAUGAUGGUGGACUACAAGAAGCGCGUCGAGCGCCGGCGCGAGUACUACGAGAAGAUCAAAAAAGACCCGGCACAGUUCCUGCAGGUGCAUGGCCGGUCCUACAGGGUGAACCUGGAUCCAGCCGUGGCCGUGGCAGCAGAGAGCCCGGUGAACAUGAUGCCCUGGCAGGGCGACUCAAACAACAUGAUUGACAGGUUCGACGUGAGAGCUCACCUGGAUUUCAUCCCCGAGUUCAAGGGCCUGGCUGCCGGUGACAGCGUCUGGGAGGAUGGGGACGAGCGCCGGUGCAACUACGAGCGCUACCGCUGCCUCGUGCAGAAUGAGUUCGCGGGAAUCUCGGAGGACCAGUGUCUCUAUCAGAUCUACAUGGACGAGCUGUACGGCACGGCAACCAACCCCCGCAUCCUGGAGGAGGAGAAGAAAAAGCUGGCGGAGAAGCGCGCAACCAUCGGCUACACUUACGAGGAUUCCUCCCCGGCGGUCGCCCCCGAUGACGCCAUCCCCUCCUCCUCCUCCACGGCCACCGCCGCCGCCUCGUCCCACGGCAACAACAACAGUGGCGGCAGCAGCAGCCACGGGCCCGGAGCGCGCGGAGCGGAAGAGCACGGGGAGGGAGCCGAUCGAGACGGUGGCGGCGACGAGGAGAAGGAGGAGGACGACGACGACGAAGAGGAGGAGGGAGAGGAGGACGAGGAGGGGGCCGGGGACAAUGGCGGCGAUGGAGACAGCAGCAGCAGCGAGUCCGACGGAACCAUCCCCGACAUCGACGUGGAGGUGGACAUCGAUGAGCUGAACUCCGAGCAGAUCGCCGAGAUGAACAAAUGCGCCACCAACUACGGCAUGAGCGACGCCGACUACGUCCGGAUGCUCCGGAAGGACAAGGAUGAAAUUGAGGCCAUUAAGUACGCGAAGGCCCUCGAAGAGGAGAAGUCUAUGUACUCGGGCAGGAAGUCGCGCCGUCAGCGACGCGAGUUCCGGGAGAAACGGCUGAAGGAGAGGAAGAUUAGCCCUCCCAGCUACGCGAGGAGGGACAGCCCGACCUACGACCCCUACAAAAGGUCGCGCUCGCGCAGCAGCUCGAGCUCGCGCUCGUGCUGCGCGUCGCGCGACCGUCUCGGCCAGAUCACCUUCAUCACCAGCUUCGGGGGAAGCGACGACGAGGGGGCCGGCGGGGCGGCCGCGGCCUCCGGCGCCGCGGCGGGGGGCGCCGUCGCCGGGAAGGGCGGCGCCGCCUCCUCCUCCGCCGCCGCGGCGACUUCAUCGGCAACCGCCAGGGCCGGAGAUCGAACCCACGCCGGGGGGACGCAGAGACGCGCCGGGGGAGGGUCGGCGGCGGGGGGGGCCGCCGCGGCGUCGCGCUCCGGCAAGGCCAACGCCCCGGCGCUAAGUGAUAGCGCCGCGUCCCGGAGACGGCGCUCGCGCUCCUCGUCGAGCCGGAGGUCGCGCUCGCGCUCACGCUCGAGCCGUCACUGGCGCCGCCCGGCACCGCGGCGCCACCGCUCCCCCCCCCACUCGUCGUCACACGAGCGGCGCAACCGCUCCCCCUACUCCUCGCGGUCGCGCGCCCCGCGGCGCUCUCGCUCCCGCUCCUCCGAACGGUUCCCUCGGCAGGGCCGCCGGGCCCACAGCCGCACCCGGAGCCGGACCCGGAGCCGGACUCGCAGCCGGAGUCGGAGCCGGAGCCGGACUCGCAGCCGCAGCCGGAGUCGGACUCCUCGGACUCGCAGCCGGAGCCGGACUCGCAGCCGGAGCCGGAGCCGAUCACGAAGCCGGAACCGGAAUCGGGGAAGGGGCCAGAUGAGCGGCGGCCGUGGCCGGGGAAGCGGGCGCAGUCGGUCCCCGCGCAGUCGCUCCCCCUGCUCCCCCGCCCGGCCCCCGCGCGCUACGGCGCUCAAGCUCAGGGCCCCCCCCCCGGCCUCGGCGGUGGGGGGGGUGGCAGCGGCCGCCGCCGCCGCUGCUGCUGCCGGAAUCUCCACCGUGGCGGCGGCAUCCUCCUCCUCGUCGGGCUUCUCCGGGAACCCCCCGGGCGGCACGGCUGAGGCCGUCGGGCCCAGACUUAAAAAGCCGGACACACCGACUGGUAGAGAAACUGGAGCUGCCAAAGCCAAGAUGACGCCGCGGGAGAGGCUCAAGAUCAAGAUGCAGAAGGCUCUCAACAAGCAAUAUAAAGCCGAUAAGAAGGCCGCACAUCACAAACAGGCACAGCAAGCCCAGGAGAGAGAGGAGCGCGAGCAUGAGCUGAGGGCGCUGGCUCGACGAAUGCGACAAAAGGAGAGGGAGAAGGACCGCGAUGAGUGGGACGACGAUCGGCACGACUACCGGGAGCGCCGCAGCCGCUCGGGCAGCCCCAAGCACGGUCGAGACUACGGCUCCUCCUCCUACAAGUCCAGGAAGUCUCGGUCACGGAGCCGCUCUCUGUCACGCUCGCGCUCCCGCUCGCGAUCACGGAGCCUCCACCGCUACAGCCGCCACUAGGGAGAGACACGCGGAGUCACCGGUGCGACGGGGUCCUCGUGAUCGCCACGGCGACGAGGUCCUCGGGAUCGCCACGGCGACGAGGCCUUCGAGGUCACCGCGGCCUUCGAGGUCACCGCGGCAACGAGGCCUUCGCUGUCACCGCGGCAACGAGGCUCUCACUGUCACCGUGGCUACGAGGCCCUCGUGGUCAUCCUGGCGACGAGUCCCUCAGGGUCAUCGUUGCAACGAGGUCCUGGCUGUCACCUUGGCGACGAGGGCUCGCGGUUACCGUGGCGACGAAGUCCUCGGGGGACUGAAGCGACUGAGGCCCUCGGCGAGGUUCUCGCGAUCGCCGUGGCGAUGAGGCCUCCAGAGUGACUGCGUGGCGGCAACGAGACCUCGGUUACCGUGGCGACGGGGCCUCAGGGUGACUGUGGCGACGAGGUCCUCGGGGUAACCACGGUGGCGAGGCCUCGGGGUUACCAUGGCAAUGAGGCCUCGAGGUUACCACGACUACCUGGCCCUCGGGGUAACCACGGUGGCGAGGCCUCGGGGUUACCACGACAACCUGGCCCUCGGGGUAACCGCGGCGACGAGGCCUCGGGGUAACCGCGGUGUACGAGUAACUGCAAUGCUUUGAUGGGGGGGCGGGGGGGGCUGCUGGGGGGGUGGUGACCGCGCCCCAAUUGUAAGUGCUCGUCUUGGUGUAACGAUGGCCGCCCCCCCUCUCGCCACACGCCCACCCACCAACCCGCCUGCUCGCUCACCUGACAACUCAAACCACUCGAUCACCCAUGAGUCCAUCUGCUCACUUUCCCACCCGCCAUCUCACCCGACCGCUCGCCAGCUCGCCCACCCACCCACCAGCCUGCCUGCCGCUGUAGAACAUUGCUCGCCACCGGUGUUAGCCGUGGCGAGCAAUCGGAAUUUGCCUCACCGGUUUCACAUCACGGUGCGCUCACCACUGCGCCACCGCUCCACCCCAGCGCCUCUCGCCUCCCUCUCCCCCGUCCGGGUUAUUGCACUCGGGCGCCUCGCCUUCACACGCACAUGGCAAAGACGAAGAUCCCCCGUAUAGCCACGACGCACUGUUUGGGCAAGUGCUGUUCGCAAGCACCUAUGACGGGUGGGUGGCCAUCGCCACGCCUGGCCCCCUUUGUCUCCCCAGUGACGAUUACACACCGCACCAUUUUUGAGGCUUAGUCGAGCUCGGGGAGGCCCAGGAUCGGUUCAGAUAAUCGUCACCGCUGUGGGAGGCCGUGCCGCCGGGUUCCAUCGACAUGCACACUGACACACUCACACUGACACACUCACACUGACACGCUCACACUGACACGCUCACACUGACACGCUCACACUGACACGCUCACACUGACACGCUCACACUGACACGCUCACACUGACACGCUCACACUGACACGCUCACACUGACACGCUCACACUGACACGCUCACACUGACACGCUCACACUGACACGCUCACACUGACACGCUCACACUGACACGCUCACACUGACACGCUCAUACUGACACUCACACUGACACGCUCACACUGACACGCUCA
Lethenteron reissneri (Far Eastern brook lamprey) is the source of this 4369-nucleotide messenger RNA. RefSeq names its product CLK4-associating serine/arginine rich protein-like. The record is from RefSeq and is a predicted model, not a curated record. NCBI's taxonomy places the organism in Eukaryota, Metazoa, Chordata, Hyperoartia, Petromyzontiformes, Petromyzontidae.